Molecule: messenger RNA, 2317 nt
Organism: Oncorhynchus gorbuscha (pink salmon)
Lineage: Eukaryota; Metazoa; Chordata; Actinopteri; Salmoniformes; Salmonidae
Product: xaa-Arg dipeptidase-like
Exons: 7
Coding region: 21-1316 (431 amino acids)
Molecular function (GO): dipeptidase activity
Source: RefSeq, a predicted model, not a curated record
ACUCAGUCGACUCGUUAUAAAUGGCUCAGCACGCUACAGAUAAGCUCCUGGAGCUAAAACAAAAAGUUGGCAGUUGUAUCGACGAAGCCAAAGACAGGCUUCAUCGUCUUAGUAAAGACAUAUGGAGUUGCCCAGAACUCGCAUAUGAAGAAAGAAAGUCCCACGACAGGUUAGUUACAUUUUUCUCAGAGGAGAAGGGGUGGACUGUGGACAGUCAUUUUAAACUCGAGACAGCAUUCCGUGCCAUAUGGGGACCUGUCGGUGGCAAGGAGAACAAUAAUGUCAUAAAUGUUGGUUUCUUGAGUGAAUACGACGCACUGCCAGGCAUUGGACAUGCAUGUGGCCAUAACCUCAUUGCGGAAAUAGGAGCUGCUGCAGCAAUUGGAUUAAAAGCUUUGGUAGAACACACACCCGAUUUCCCCGUCCCUGUACAGGUGACAGUGUUGGGAACCCCAGCAGAAGAGGAUGGAGGGGGUAAAAUCGACCUGAUAAGGGAGAGAGCGUUUGAUGGCAUGGACGUGGUAUUCAUGGCUCAUCCCUCACAGGAGGAUGCUUCCUGGCUGCCAGAUGUGGCUGAACACGAUGUCAUAGUGAGAUACCAUGGCAAGGCAUCUCAUGCUGCAGCCUAUCCCUGGGAAGGGGUCAACGCGCUGGACGCUGCUGUCCUUGCCUACAAUAACCUUUCAGUGCUCAGACAGCAACUCAAGCCAGACUGGAGAAUCCACGGUAUCAUCAAGCAUGGAGGGGUGAAACCCAACAUCAUCCCUGCCUACACAGAGCUGGAGUACUAUCUCCGAACUCCCUUACGUAAAGACUUGCCCACCAUCAAGGCUAAGGCUGAGAUGUGUUUUAGAGCCGCUGCCAUGGCAACUGGCUGUGAAGUUGAACUGGAGUUCGCAAGGAAUGCCUUUCACAAUGUCCUGCGGAAUCCCACCCUGCAUGGGUUGUAUGAGGUAAACGGCAAGGCUUUGGGGAUGGAAUUCACUACAGAUGAAGAUGUCCUCAAAAACACCUCUGGCUCCACAGACUUUGGCAAUGUGUCUUUUAUUGUUCCCGGAAUCCACCCUUACUUUUACAUUGGCUCAGAUGCUCUAAACCACACAAAGGAAUACACCGUAGCUGCUGGUGAUGAUAAAGCUCAGUUCUACACCCUGCGGGCGGCCAAGGCCCUAGCCAUGACAGCACUGGAUGUGCUGCUGUGCCCAGAGCUGCUGCAGAGAGCCAGAGAGGAGUUAAAGGAGGCUAACCUAAAGGAAGAGCGGGCCCUGAGAGGGGCCUCAGAGGCCAAACAUUGUGGAGGGGCAGCCCAGCACUGAACCACAUACUGUAUACUAACAGUAGGCUCUGGCAGAUAGCCUACCAUGUCAUCUCCUGCCCACCUGAUUCAACCAAUCAACUUCAUGAUCUCAUUGAAAUGAAUUACAUAACUUAGUGUGGGGCUAGAACAAAACCCUGUGAUCUGUAGCUCUCUAUUGACCAACGUUUGUGUUCACUGAUCUUUCUGGUCAAAGGUAACCAUAAUGGAGUGAAAUACUACUGAUCCGCUGGUCAGUUUUGAUAUUCCAACAGCUGAUGAUGGGCUAUUGAUAGGAGGAAAAUCUUAAUCAACUUGAUUUUCAGCCAUUCAUGGGGCCCUAAAAACACUAUUUGGUGCUUCUACCAAAGAUAUGAGUCUCUGUUAUGUGUGAGCACUUGAAUUGUUAUUAUCAUUACAUUAUAAAAACACACUCAUUACAUUUUGUAAAGCCUUUUUUUUGUAGGAUAUACCUUUCCAGGUUUUGGUUGAAAUUAGGCUUAACUCCAAACAGAUAUCAUAUCAAUGUGGCAUUGGAUAAGCCUAAAUGCAUUGGAAAAGCAGGUUUAAUUUCAAAUACUUGGCUCGCCUGAUCACUGGGCUCAAAGAACCAAUCACACAAUGUCUGUUGGAGACAGACAGGUCUCCUUAUAAGGCGCCACUCGCCCGCCCACUGGUCAUCCUCGCCUCUCUUCCUUGCGGAAGAGACUAUGCUCACUAUGCUCACUAAAGUCUUCCUACUAAACUGUUCUCAAGCGAACAGUAAGGUUAACACUGCAAAACUUGGGGCCUCAGCUCCUGUCGAUGGUGUUGAGUACUGAUCAAAGGGAAAGUUUUGCUUUGAGUAUACAGUUAGCUAUCGAGACUUAGUUAGCCCACACCGCAAGGCUCGCUGGAAAGUUAGUUAAAGUUAGUUAAACACACCAGCAUUACUACCUCUCUUGUCUAGCUAUCUCGAAAGCUAGCUAAAAACACUACAACGAGCUAGCUCUCGCCGGAAGACUUAGCUAAGCUGGGUAACAU